AUGAUGAUGAUUGCGAAGAGAUAUACGGCGAGCGUUUCGCCCCGCAGAAACAUCCGUCCGACGCGUACAGCGCAUUCAGCACACCGCACCGCGAAAUUCGCCGCGCCAAGCCAAACCUUUGGCACGCGCGCGGAGCCACGCACGGCAGGAGAUCUUGCAACGUCGAAACCGGUAGGACACGUGUCCAGCACCGUGGCGCCUGCGAUGCGAUCAGCCCAUGCAUGCCUCGUCUGGCAGGUGCCGCCGCGCUGCACCCCCAACGGAUCACAUGACGCGCGAGCACGUGCAUCCAUGCUGCACGAACGACGCAAUGCAUGCGUGCGCGCAUGCAUGCAUUUCCACACACUCGAGAUCAGCGCAAUGCGAUACGUCGAUUGCUCUUCGACAGCGGCAUCCGACUGUAGUUCUGGCUUCCGUACGUUCCUUCUGAGCGUCUUGCCUGACUACCUGUCCCACAGGGCGAUGACCUCCUGGCUUUCUCUAGGGCGCUGGCGAGCGUCGACGGUGUCCUUCGUGAGCUCGGAGAGUCCGCCAAAGAGCCUGUCGUCGCACUGUCAAGAUGUGACGAGGUAUGCGGACGCUGAGCUCGUAGUGCAUCAGCGUGUCGCGGAUUCACCUGCCGUCGUGUGCGCACCGGACGGCAAGACUGACGGUGCAGACAGGGACUUGCUGACGUCCACAAAGACGCAGCGAGCGUUGUCUAGAACUAAGCUCAAGAGGGGCUGGGGAAAGCUGGCAUCAGAGCAGGGUGACGCGCGUUCUCCGGACUCGUGUUUCCGGGAUGUUGCGCGUACGCCGGACCUGCGCUGCACGGACGAGUCGAUAACGUCGUUGCUGACACCGAGCCUGUGUACCUCAGAAGCUGACACGAGCGUUGCUGGUGGGCACGACUCCAGCCCCACUGACCGGACGGAGCAGACAGAGGAUAUCCGUGGCCUUCUGGAACGCUACUUGCAAGCCGAAGAACGCUACGGUUACACGUGGACGUUGCCGACGAACGAAUGCUUCCGUUGGUGGUCUGCCGCCAGAUGCAACGGGCGCCUUGCCAACGCCGAGGUUGACUCUGGAGAGAGACGUGCCGCCUUCACUCGGAUUGCAUGGCAGUUGCGGCUGCGACAAGUCGAAGCCAUCUACCGGCUUGCACCAUGUAUGGAUACAGCGCUGGCGGCAGUUAUGUUUUUCGAUAGAGGAAUGGUGCGGUUUGUUCAAAUCUACACAGAUGCGGAGCUGUAUGGCGAUAACGACGCACCAGGUAUGCGUCUUUUGCGUGUGGGGAUGCCCUUGGUAGCGCUGACGUCGCUCUGGAUUGCGACCAAAAUUCAUGAACGCGAAGCAGGAAAUGUUCAAGCAUGGCUUCGCGAGUGGCCGGUUGACGAACAUAUGGGAUCACCAGGGGUUCUGGGCGCAGAUGCCGAGGCAUCGAUCUCAAUGCCAUUGAUCAAAGCGGUCGAGUUGGUGCUUCUGGAAGCGCUUGGCUGGGACUUGGUACCCGUCAGCCCGCUGCACUUUGCGAUGACUUUCGCGGUGCUCGGCUCGCAGCGGUGCACCGGCGUGUGGGCGCUAACGAGCAAGCUCUGUUCUCUGAGCAUGCUUGAACAAUCUAUCGCUGGCCGUUAUCCGCCUAGCGCGAUUGGGCUCAGCUGCUUGCUUUCGGCGCUGCGGCUUCGAAGGCAUCCAAUGGCGGUGCAGCGAAACGAUGCACGCUACCCGAGCGGGAAUCUGGUAGCGGAAUGGGCGCGGGGCGUUCUGGAAUUCACAACGCCGAACGUUGACUUGUUUUCCUCGAUGGUUCAGGAGCUGGAAGCUAUGCUGCACGAAGUCGUGUAUCCAAUACCCUCAGCAGGGUUCUCCCGCUCGCUAUCACCAUGUUCACUGGAGAACGGUAAGAGGGAUUUACGGAGACGCAAAAGGCGCGCUGGUCAGGAUCUGGAGCGCAAGUGUCGGAGACUCGCCAAGGACCAGUCUAGCCCCUUGACGUCCUUUCAUGCCCAAGAUACGUGCCUAUUCCAGCCACAUGGUGCCGAGCAAGAAUCUCCAGAGCUGUACAGCAGCUCCAUGGAGACAGUUUCGGAGGCCGCGUCGCCUCGGAAUGUCACGAGGAUGUCUCCCGAUGCGGGGCGUCCUUGUGCACCCCGCGGGCACGCCAGUGCCUACCAGGUAGCCAUGCAACGCGCGAUCUUGGCGGAAUCUGGGUGCUGCCUCGAGACAUGUACACAGCAGGCGCCGUCUUCACGCCGGCUGCGCUUGCACUAG
This is a messenger RNA of Cyanidioschyzon merolae strain 10D, 2253 nucleotides long. RefSeq lists its product as hypothetical. NCBI's taxonomy places the organism in Eukaryota, Rhodophyta, Bangiophyceae, Cyanidiales, Cyanidiaceae. The transcript has a single exon. The record is from RefSeq and is a predicted model, not a curated record. Bases 1 to 2253 code for a protein of 750 amino acids.